This is a messenger RNA of Mus pahari (shrew mouse), 6292 nucleotides long. RefSeq names its product Rho guanine nucleotide exchange factor 28 (gene Arhgef28). Gene Ontology annotation, molecular function: guanyl-nucleotide exchange factor activity. Bases 83 to 5227 code for a protein of 1714 amino acids. The record is from RefSeq and is a predicted model, not a curated record. NCBI's taxonomy places the organism in Eukaryota, Metazoa, Chordata, Mammalia, Rodentia, Muridae. The transcript has 36 exons. Gene Ontology annotation, biological process: cell morphogenesis; regulation of Rho protein signal transduction.
GCCGCCCCGCGAAGGGAGGGGGCGGCGGAGCCGCAGCAGCUUCAGGUUUCCUCCUGGAGCUGGUGGCGGGCGCGGCCAUGUGAUGAGGCGGCGACGAGCCCGGCUGGCCAGAGAUGCGGGAGCCAUGGAGUUGAGCUGCAGUGAAGUGCCUCUUUAUGGACAGAAGACGGUCUAUGCAAAGUUUGGCAAAAAUGUUUAUCUACCCGAAGAUGCGGAGUUUUACUUUAUUUAUGAUGGGUCACAUCAGAGGCAUGUGGUGUUUGCUGAGCGUGUCCAGGACAAUGUCCUCCAAUCUAGCAUCCCAGGCCAUUGGCUUCAGGAGACGGUGAUGGUAUCUGUGUGCCUCUGCUCGGAAGGGUACUCCCCGGUGACCAUGGGCUCUGGCUCAGUGACCUACGUGGACAACAUGGCCUGCAGGCUGGCUCGUCUGCUGGUCACUCAGGCUGACCGACUCACGACCUGUAGUCACCAGACGCUGCUGACCCCGUUUGCCCUGACAGCAGAAGCGCUGCCUGCCUUGGAUGAGGAGCUGGUGCUGGCUCUGACCCAGCUGGAGCUGCCUUUGGGUUGGACAGUCCUGGGAAAUUCCUCACUUGAAGUAUCUCUACACAGAGAGUCUCUCCUGCACCUGGCUGUGAGAUGGGCCCUGCCUAAGCUAUUCCACUUCCUCUUGUGUCUCCCUGGAGGAGUCAAGGCCUUGGAGCUACCUAAUGAAGAGGCCACCACACCAUUAGACUUAGCUUUGCAUGGUGGACACUCCACACUGGUAGAAGACAUCACAAAUUUUCAGGGUAGCCAUUCCCCAGGCUUCUCCCGACUGCGUCUUAACGAAGAUGCCACUCUGCAGUUCGUUCAUUCAUCGGAAACAUUGACUCUGACCGUUAACCACACAGCUGAGCAUCUCUUGGAAGCAGACAUCAAACUCUUCCGGAAAUAUUUUUGGGACAGAGCCCUUCUUGUCAAGGCUCUUGAGCAAGAAGCCAAGACAGAGAGAGCAACCAUGCCUUCGGGAGCUGCAGAAACUGAAGAAGAGGUUAGGAAUUUGGAGUCUGGCAGAUCACCAUCGGAGGAGGAGGAAGAUGGAAAGAGCGUCAAAAGCCAGGUGGAUGGGCCGAGUGAACACGAAGACCACGACCGCCUAGUUCUGGAUCGCUCCUUUGAUGGCCUCAAAAAAUCCAAGCAUGUCCCAGCGUCCCUUGCUGCAGGCCAGCUCUCUGACAUGCUGAACGGGGGUGAUGAAGUCUACGCUAACUGUAUGGUGAUUGAUCAGGUAGACGAUUUGGACAUCAACUAUAUAAACCUCGAGGGACUCUCCGCCCAUACGAGCCCCGAGUCGGGGAGGUCCAUGCUGGCGCCUCAGGCUUGCAUGCACACCCUUCCUCCCGAUACCAGUCCCUGCGGGCGCCCACUCAGUGAGGACAGUGAGGGGACCCUGGAUGCUGCAGCUCCGCAGUCCUGCAUGUCACCACCCAGUUCUCGAACUUCCAACUUGAACCUUUCUUUUGGUCUCCAUGGAUUUGAAAAGGAGCAGGGUCACCUCAAGAAAAGGAGUUCUAGCCUGGAUGCCCUGGUUGCCGACAGUGAAGGGGAAGGAGGUUCUGAGCCCCCCAUCUGCUAUGCUGUGGGCUCUCAGAGUUCCCCAAGAACUGGGCUCCCCAGCGGAGAUGAACUGGACUCUUUUGAGACCAACACUGAACCAGACUGUAAUAUCUCCAGGACCGAAUCACUUUCUCUGGCCAGUACUCUGCAUUCAAAGGAGUCCUUACUUUCUGGGAUCCGAUCACGCUCCUACUCCUGCUCAUCACCCAAAAUCUCUUCAGGAAAAUCCCGGCUAGUGCGAGACUUCACCGUGUGCAGUUCCAGCGAAGAACAGAGAUCGUAUAGUUUCCAGGAGCCACCAGGAGAUAAAAGAAUUCAGGAAGAAGAAUGGGAUGAAUACGUCAUUCCUGCCAAAUCCGAGUCUGAAAAGUACAAAGUGAGCCGAACUUUCAGCUUCCUCAUGAACAGGAUGACCAGCCCUCGGAACAAGUCUAAGAUGAAAAACAAGGACACUAAAGAUAAAGAAAAAACGAAUCGACAUCAGUUUGUCCCGGGAACGUUCUCCGGGGUUCUGCAGUGUUCUGGCUGUGAUAAAACACUCCUUGGGAAAGAGUCACUCCAGUGUGCCAACUGUAAGGCAAACACACACAAGGGCUGCAAAGAUGCUGUGCCUCCGUGUACCAAGAAAUUCCAAGAAAAGUACAACAAGAACAAACCACAGAGCAUCCUUGGAAGCUCUUCAGUUAGAGACGUCCCAGCACCUGGGCUCUCCUUGCACCCUUCUUCCUCCAUGCCCAUCGGACUUCCAGCUGGAAGGAAGGAAGCUGCGGGGCAGGUGCAUCCACUGUCCAGAAGUGUCCCCGGCACCACUUUGGAAAGCUUCAGGAGGGCAGUGACAUCCUUGGAGUCUGAGGGUGACAGUAACAGCUGGAGAAGCAGGUCUCAUUCCGAUGAGCUGUUCCAGUCCAUGGGCUCUUCUCCUUCCACGGAGUCAUUCAUAAUGGAAGAUGUUGUGGAUUCUUCUCUGUGGAGCGACCUCAGCAGUGAUGCUCAGGAGUUUGAAGCGGAGUCUUGGAGUCUCGUGGUGGACCCUUCCUUUUGCAGUAGGCAGGAGAAGGAUGUCAUCAAAAGACAAGAUGUCAUUUUUGAGCUGAUGCAGACAGAGGUCCACCACAUCCAGACCCUGCUCAUCAUGUCUGAGGUCUUCAGGAAGAGCAUGAAGGAGGAGCUGCAGCUGGACCACGGCACGGUGGACAAGCUCUUCCCCUGCUUAGACGAGCUCCUGGAGACUCACAGGCAUUUCUUCUUCAGCAUGAAGGAACGCAGGCAGGAGUCCUGCGCGGGCAGUGACAGGAACUUUGUGAUCCACCAAAUCGGAGACAUUCUGGUACAACAGUUUUCAGAAGAAAAUGCAAGCAAAAUGAAGAGGAUCUAUGGAGAAUUCUGCAGCCAUCACAAAGAAGCCAUGAGUCUCUUUAAAGAGCUGCAGCAGAACAAGAAGUUUCAGAAUUUUAUUAAGAUCCGAAAUAGCAGCCUGUUGGCUCGUCGCCGUGGGAUCCCGGAGUGCAUCCUGCUCGUUACCCAGCGCAUCACAAAAUACCCGGUCUUGGUGGAGAGGAUCCUGCGGUACACCAAGGAAAGGACUGAGGAGCACCGAGACCUGUGCAAAGCUCUUGGCCUGAUUAAAGACAUGAUCGCAGCCGUGGACCUGAAAGUCAGCGAAUACGAGAAGAACCAAAAGUGGCUCGAGAUCCUAAAUAAAAUCGAGAACAAAACAUACACAAAGCUCAAAAAUGGCCACGUGUUUAGAAAGCAGGCGCUGCUGAGCCAGGAACGGGCUCUCCUGCAUGACGGGCUUGUCUACUGGAAAACCGCUACGGGCCGCUUCAAAGACAUCCUGGCUCUGCUUCUAACUGACGUGCUGCUCUUCUUACAAGAAAAAGACCAGAAAUACAUCUUUGCAGCUGUUGACCAGAAGCCUUCCGUGAUUUCCCUCCAGAAGCUGAUCGCUAGAGAAGUUGCCAACGAGGAGAGAGGCAUGUUUCUGAUCAGUGCUUCGUCAGCCGGCCCUGAGAUGUACGAAAUCCACACCAAUUCCAAGGAGGAGCGGAAUAACUGGAUGAGGCGGAUCCAGCAGGCGGUAGAAAGUUGUCCAGAGGAAGAAGGAGGAAGGAUGAGUGAAUCGGAUGAAGAGAGGCGGAAAGCUGAAGCUAGAGUGGCCAAGAUUCAGCAGUGUCAAGAAAUACUCAGUAACCAAGACCAACAGAUUUGCACGUAUUUGGAAGAAAAGCUGCAUAUCUACGCUGAACUUGGGGAACUAAGUGGCUUUGAGGAUGUCCACCUAGAACCUCAUCUGCUCAUCAAGCCUGACCCUGGAGAACCUCCACAGGCAGCGUCCCUGCUGGCAGCGGCCCUGAGGGAAGCUGAGAGUCUGCAAGUGGCUGUGAAGGCUUCAAAGAUGGGUGAUGUGAGUCAGUCAUCUGAAGAAGGCCCUGGAGGGGCCGUCCUGAUGGACACACCCAGUACACAGGAUGUACCAGCAUCACCGACUGCUUCAUUAGUCACAGAAGGGACAGAAGGAAGAGGCUGUUGGGAUGUGGAUCCCGGGCUCCAGGGUGUGGUAACCGACUUGGCAGUCUCUGAUGCAGGGGAGAAGGUGGAAUAUAGAAGUUUCUCAGGUUCUUCACAGUCAGAGAUUAUACAAGCAAUACAGAAUUUAACGCGUCUCCUCUACAGCCUUCAGGCCGCCUUGACCAUCCAGGACAGCCACAUUGAGAUCCACAAACUGGUUCUACAGCAGCGGGAGAGCUUGGCCCCUAGCCAUUCCUUCCGAGGUGGCCCCUUGCAGGACCAGGAGAAAUCCCGCUACCUGGAAAAGCAGCGUGAAGAGCUGGCCAACAUCCACAAGCUUCAACACCAGUUCCAGCAGGAGCAGCGGCGCUGGCACCGCACAUGCGACCAGCAACAGCGCGAGCAGGAAGCCCAAGAGAGCUGGCUGCAGGCGCGGGAACGGGAGUGCCAGUCACAGGAGGAAUUGCUGCUGCGCCACCGUAGCGAGCUGGACCACCAACUCCAGGAGUACCAGCAGAGCCUUGAGCGGCUGCGGGAGGGCCAGCGGAUGGUGGAGAGGGAGAGACAGAGGAUGCGUGUCCAGCAGGGUCUGCUGGGCCACUGCAAGCAUAGUCGCCAGAGGAGCCUCCCAGCUGUCUUCUCUCCAGGGAGCAAGGAGGUAACAGAACUUAAUCGAGCUGAGAGUUUGUGUCAUGAAAAUUCAUUUUUCAUCAAUGAAGCUUUCGGACACAUGUCACUGAACACGUCCAAUAAACCGAACCCAUCUGGUGUCCCCUGGGACGCUCACCCCGCCGGGGGGUCUCAUUUUGAUUUGGCAAGGACUAGUGAGAGUCCAACAGAACUGAAGGUAGACACUUCUCUGCCUCCUGAUGUCAACUCUGAACUCUGGACAACAGGGCCGGGCCAUGAGAGACCUGCUCUUCAAGAAAACAGCAAGGAGUCUUGUAAAAAUGAUUUGGACUCCUUCCAGAGUGAAUCCUCAGAUCCCCAGGACUCGAAUCAGCGUGGCCCCCAGCCACAGACACUCACAACAGAAGCAAAACUAAGUCUCAAGAUGGUGGCUGGACACAGUGGAGAUGCUGGAGACGGAGCUGAAGAAAACAUUGUUUACCUCUGAUUGUGUGGCCAUUUCUUUUUCCAAGCAAACAAACAAACAAACAAACAAACAAAAAACCACUGGCACUUUGGGGAGAGCUUUUCCUCAGCCCCAUCCUCAAGUGUAUGAUUCUCUGUGCCCAAAUUGCUUUAAGAAGAAUAUUUAAUAUUUCAUGCACGUUCAAUUUUUGGCAUGAGUCAAGUAAUUAAAUUAUUAAAAAAAAAAAAAAAACCAACCCAGCUCCGUGUGUGUCAUCUUUAACUGAUCUCAUCCACUUUCGAGUUUCUAGAGGAGAAACUUCACUUGAGUGAGCCGAAGGAUGUGAAAAGGUUGUUUUCACUUUGAAAUUCCACAUUACGUCGUGUACCCCAUUCAUCUGGAGUGUGAAAUGCGUUUUAAGAUAAAAGAUGAAGCCAUUUUGAUUUGGAGAAUGAUCUUCCCCGGGGUUGAAUUUCCGAUAUCACAUCAGCCGCUUCUUGCGAGUAGCCUUGAUACCACAAAGAAGGCAGAGGAAGUUUUGGGAAAGACCUUUUCUCACUUGGUUCUUACGUGAGAAUGUCGGGGCCUUCAGAGUUGGGGUGCUGUCGCCCUCACUGUAAAGCCCCCGUGUCCUGUCUAAGAACCUGUUCAUUCUUGGUGGGCACUGUACAGGAACAUAGUCUGGACACGCUUGGGACCUGGGUCACCCUGCUUCCUGGCUCACUUUCUUGAACAGAUGUUGCUGGGUUCUGACUCUCUUUAGCACCAUCUUUUAGCCCAGCCUGGAGCCUCCAGCAUGACACCUUAGCUGUAAGUAGUGAAACUCCCAAGAGAGAACCCUCACUUGGGCCUCCUAGGCAGGACUGUCAAGGACUACCGUUGACUUGCAGGAACCCAGGCUGCAGGUCAGAAGGACAAAGGGGCUAGCUAGCUCAUGGUGAAGCUUGCUGCCUGUCUGCCUGGGCUUUUCUACAGAAGGACAAAGGGCACUUCUUGAUUUCAGAGUACCCGUGGCUCUCUGUGAGAAAAUAAACCAGGAAAUGUUCUCAUCUUGUUCUUUGGAAAUAUUUGUCUAUGUUCUGGUCAGUGUCAAUAAAUAUCUUUUGC